This is a messenger RNA of Chaetomium strumarium, 1303 nucleotides long. RefSeq names its product YAF9-like protein. The record is from RefSeq and is a predicted model, not a curated record. NCBI's taxonomy places the organism in Eukaryota, Fungi, Ascomycota, Sordariomycetes, Sordariales, Chaetomiaceae. Gene Ontology annotation, biological process: regulation of DNA-templated transcription. The transcript is spliced from 2 exons. The coding region runs from base 237 to 1043 and encodes 268 amino acids.
UUCACUGAGCUCCGGCCCAGAGUUCUGAUGGGAUCAUGUCAUUCUUCAAGCUCCAGGGGUCGGCAGUGCAGGGGUUGCCGGGGUCUGGAAGCGAGAAACGUGCCCCACAUCCAAGGCUGACCCGACGGAAGGCGUUUGACCGAAUAUCCGAGUUUAUUUGCGGCCUGCCCGCUGAGGACAUUUGAACUUCUUAUCGCCUUACCUUACCUUGCCUUAUCAAUCCAAGAGAUCUUCACAUGGCGCCUCCAACAGGGAAGCGCGUGAAAGGCGUGCAGAUAUUCCGGCCCUUCGUCUACGGCACCACGGCGCGCCCCUUCGACGAAAAGACGAACCCGAAACCCCCCGGCAUCCCCGACGACCACACCCAUUCCUGGACCGUCUUCGUCAAGGGCAUCGACGAUGUCGACAUCACCUACUGGCUGCGCCGCGUGCAAUUCAAGCUGCACGAAUCCAUCCCCAACCAUGUCCGAAUGAUCGAAGGCGAGAAGGGCAAGCCCUUCCAGAUCCACGAAACCGGGUGGGGCGAGUUCGAGAUCGCCAUCAAACUGUACUACGUGCCCGAGUCCGCCGAGAAGCCCCAGACGCUCUAUCACCACCUACGACUGCACCCAUACGGGCGCACCGAGGAAGAAAAGGAAAGCAUGCGGCUGAACGGGGGCCAAGUGAUCUCGUGGGCGUACGAGGAGCAGAUCUUCAAUGAGCCAUACGAGCCCUUCUACGAGAUCCUCACGUCGGGCGCGAUGCCGCCUUCGUCGACGUCUGCCGCCUCCUCAAGAUCGGGGUUAAAGGGGGGGAAGGGGAAGGACAAGGAGCAGGGGAAGCAAGUGGCUCGGUCAGAGGGUGGCGUACUAGAUCGGAGCGCAAUGAUUCCCCUGACCAACCGGCCCGGGCAGCCCUUCAGUCGGGAGACGGAGCAGCUGGAGAUCAAGAAGUUGAAGGAGGCGCUGGUGAAGGUGGAGGAGCUUACGCAGAAGACGAAGGACGAGGUACAGAAGAAGGAGCAGAGGUUGAAGGAGCUCAAGGCUGAGGCGGCGAACGGGUAGGGGUGCGGGUGAGUGUCUGGAAAGAGGGGCUGUGUUCUGUUUGGCGUGUCGGAUUUUCGUCCAUUACAUACCAUAUGCGGCGGCAAAACUACAGAGCUACCUAUGGCGAUACUAAUCAACGGGCAAGGCAGGUGUUCGAGGAGUUAGGGCUGGAGGCAUGGUUGGGCUCGGGAGGGGGUUUAGGCUUAUCGGCGCAAAAGAGCGUCGUGAAGCCUCGACUGCUGAAAUCAGGGGCAGAGACCGCAAGCUAGGCAGCUACU